Molecule: messenger RNA, 1119 nt
Organism: Kluyveromyces marxianus DMKU3-1042
Lineage: Eukaryota; Fungi; Ascomycota; Saccharomycetes; Saccharomycetales; Saccharomycetaceae
Gene: ARO3
Product: 3-deoxy-7-phosphoheptulonate synthase ARO3
Exons: 1
Coding region: 1-1119 (372 amino acids)
Biological process (GO): aromatic amino acid biosynthetic process
Cellular component (GO): cytoplasm
Molecular function (GO): 3-deoxy-7-phosphoheptulonate synthase activity
Source: RefSeq, a predicted model, not a curated record
AUGUUCAUUAGUAACGACCGUAUUGGAGACAGAAGUAGUUUGGAAGACUGGAGGAUUAAAGGUUACGAUCCUCUAACUCCACCAGAUUUGUUGCAACACGAGUAUCCUAUUGGGGAGAAGGCCAAGAAGAUUAUUGUUGAUGCUAGAAACCAGGUUUGUGAUAUUUUGAACGGUAAGGAUGACCGUUUGGUGGUAGUCAUCGGGCCAUGUUCCAUUCACGACCCUAAAGCAGCAUAUGAGUAUGCUGAUAGGUUGAAGAAGCUUUCCGACGAGCUUUCUGGGGACCUUUUGAUUAUUAUGAGAGCAUACUUGGAGAAGCCUAGAACUACAGUUGGUUGGAAAGGGUUGAUUAAUGAUCCAGAUAUCGACAACUCUUUCCAGAUUAAUAAAGGUUUGAGAAUCUCUAGAGAGAUGUUCACUAGACUAACUGAGAAAUUGCCAAUUGCCGGUGAGAUGUUGGAUACUAUUUCUCCACAGUUCUUGAGCGAUUGUUUCUCUCUGGGUGCCAUUGGUGCCAGAACGACCGAGUCGCAACUACAUAGAGAGUUGGCUUCUGGUCUUUCGUUCCCUAUUGGGUUCAAGAACGGAACUGAUGGUGGUCUUCAGGUUGCUGUCGAUGCUAUGAGAGCUGCUGCUCACUCGCAUUACUUCCUUUCUGUGACGAAACCAGGUGUUACUGCUAUUGUUGGUACCGAAGGUAACGAAGACACCUUUGUCAUCUUGAGAGGUGGUAAGAAGGGUACAAACUACGAUGCCGAGAAUGUAAAAUUGGCUCAGCAGGAAUUGCUCAAGGCUAAGGUUGUUGAUGCUGAAGGUGUUCAAAGAAGAAUUAUGAUUGAUUGCUCUCAUGGUAACUCCAGCAAAGACUUCAGAAAUCAGCCAAAGGUUGCCCAAUCCAUCUACGAACAACUUACCGAUGGACAAAAUGCUAUCUGCGGUGUAAUGAUCGAGUCUAACUUGGUAGAAGGCAGACAAGAUAUUCCUCCAGAAGGUGGCCGUGACAAAUUGAUCUACGGAUGUUCAAUUACUGAUGCUUGUAUUGGUUGGGAUACCACUGAUGAGGUACUUCGUCUAUUGGCCAAAGGUGUCCAAAAUAGAAGAGCAGCAUUGAAGAAAUAA